AUCAUGAAAGGUCCUUUCACUCACUAGGAAGUAGCAUCUCCUGAGGAGUCUUCUCUAUGGAGAAUGGGCCCUUCUGUGAUAGGACUUGGACUUUGCAGUAGUUGUCUGAAAGGAAGGCUGAAUGCUCUACCCAAGCGUUGGCCAUGGGUUUUAAGUCAUGGCAUCACAAGAGCCAUAUACAGUGAGACCGGACAGUGGGAGAAAGGAUAUGGAUUGGAAACUAGAAGAAAGGUGGAAACAUUUUGGCAGCACAAGAUAAAAGACAAUUUUACCACAAUCAAUGAAUUAGAUAAUUCAAAACCAAAGUAUUAUGUCUUGUCAAUGUUUCCAUAUCCAUCUGGGAAACUGCACAUGGGGCACGUUCGGGUUUACACACUGAGCGAUACAGUAGCCCGCUUUCAGAAGAUGCGAGGCAUGCAGGUCAUUAAUCCAAUGGGCUGGGAUGCAUUUGGACUGCCAGCUGAAAAUGCCGCUAUAGAGCGAGGUCUGAAUCCGGACACCUGGACCAAAAGCAAUAUUGAACACAUGCGGCAGCAGUUAGACAGAAUUGGCCUAUCAUUCAGCUGGGAUAGGGAAAUCAGCACUUGUUCUCCAGAGUAUUAUAAAUGGACACAAUAUUUGUUUGUGAAGAUGUUUGAAGCUGGACUCGUUUAUCAGAAAGAGGCCUUGGUUAAUUGGGAUCCUGUAGAUCAGACCGUGCUUGCUAAUGAGCAGGUGGAUGAAAGUGGAUGCUCUUGGCGCUCGGGAGCAAAAGUGGAGCAAAAGUAUUUAAAACAGUGGUUCCUUAAAACAACAGUGCAUGCAAAGGCAAUGCAUGAGGCUUUAGCAGAUCUCCCUGAAUGGUACGGGGUUAAAAGCAUGCAGGCCAACUGGAUUGGCGAGUGCACCGGCUGCUUUUUUGACUACAUGUUAAAGGUGGACAAUGGUGAAACUGGAGAAAAGAUUUCUGCCUAUGCCUUUAACCCCGAGGCUAUUUAUGGUGCAUCUCAUAUUGCUAUAUUACCAAACCACAGAUUACUGCAUGGGGACAGCAAGGUUAAAGGGGCCCUCCAAGAAGCAUUUACAGCAGGCAAAGAUUGUCUCACUCGCGUGUCAGCUGUAAAUCUGUUCACUAAACAAGAGGUCCCACUUAUCAUCUCUGCAAAAUGUGAGUUCGAGGGAUACCUCGACUGUAAAAUUGGAAUACCGAGUACAAAUCUGGAAGAUGCCACUUUAGCGGAUACAUUGGGUAUUUCUUAUGCCAGGGUUCUAGAAACACUUGAAGAUGGUACAGAGAGAAUAACAAAUUCAGCAAAGUUUACAGGACUGCCAAGAAAUUCUGCCUUCCACGCCAUAACCAAGCAAGCUCAAGACGAAGGGAUUGGAGGUCAUCUGACCAGUUCCAAACUGAGAGAUUGGCUGAUAUCAAGGCAGCGUUAUUGGGGUACUCCUAUACCCAUUAUCCACUGUUCAUCCUGUGGCACAGUCCCUGUGCCUUAUGAUGACCUACCAGUUGUCUUGCCUACAGUGUCUAACUUUACAGGGAAGGGGUCAUCUCCCUUAUCAACUGUUUCAGACUGGAUAAACUGCAAAUGUCCAAGGUGUGCCGGAGCAGCCAUGAGAGAGACAGAUACAAUGGAUACUUUUGUUGACUCUGCUUGGUAUUAUUUGAAAUACACAGAUCCUCAGAAUUCUAAAAGGCCGUUUGACAAAUCUUUAGCUGACUUCUGGAUGCCUGUUGAUCUGUACAUUGGAGGAAAGGAGCACGCUGUGAUGCACUUGUACUAUGCCCGGUUUUUUAACCACUUCUGCCAGUCCCAGGGCAUGGUGAAACACAGGGAACCAUUCCAAAAGCUUUUAGUUCAAGGCCUCAUUAAAGGACACACAUUUAGGCUUGCUUCAUCUGGGAGAUACUUAGCUAGAGAUGAGGUGGACGUCAGUGGCAGUGAACCAGUUCAUGCAAAGACUGGAGAAAAACUUCAAGUAACCUGGGAAAAGAUGAGUAAAUCCAAGCACAAUGGAGUGGAUCCGGAGGAAAUGGUGGAGAAAUAUGGCAUUGACACCACUCGUCUGUACUUGUUAUUUGCUGCUCCUCCAGAGCAAGACAUAUUGUGGGAUAUGAAAACUGAUGCAAUACCUGGUGUCCAGAGGUGGCAGUCUCGUGUGUGGGCAUUAACUAGCAAGUUUAUUGAAGCUCGAAACUCCCCAGUGAAACCGAAUCCUCAAAUCCUGCGUAAGAACGAAACAGUAGAAACUCAAAAAAUCUGGCAACACCGGAAUCUUACUGUGUCUGAGGUAACCAGCUACUUCACUGAGGAUUUCGUUUUCAAUGCAGCUAUUUCCCAGUUAAUGAGUCUAAGCAACAUACUCUCGCAAUCAUCUGCACAAGUUGUUCAGCACAGCAGAGAGUUUGAAGAUGCACUAGCAAGCCUCAUCAUUAUGAUUUCACCCAUGGCCCCACAUUUGGCAUCCGAGUUAUGGAAAGGCAUGGGACAUGUGACUCAUAAACUUUGCACGCAAUAUAACUGGAGCAAAGAUGUCCUCUUGCAGACCUGGCCUACACUUGACCCAGAAUACCUUAGUCAACCUGACACAGUAGAAGUCUCAGUACUGAUUAAUAACAAAAAUUGUGGCUCAGUCAGUGUACCAUACACAGUAUCCCAAGACGCUGAGAAGGUGCAAGACCUUGUUAUGCAGAGUGAGCUUGGCACAAACUAUCUUCAAGGCCGGACUAUUAAAAGGGUGAUUCUCUCUCCACGGACAGCUCUUGUUAACUUCCUUGUGCAAGAAUGAAGAUUAAAGCCAGUCACACACUGUAAGCAUGGUAUAUGCACUGAUCCAACGUUACACUUAACAUUUGCUUACUCAGCCGUUAGGUGGUCAUAUUUAUAUGGUACAAAAAGAAAAAUACUCUUUACAGAUGCCACUAUCAUGGGACUCCACAGCUGGAAUGAUAGACAGCAACACUGUACAUUUAAAUUAAAGAUAUGAGAACUCCAUUAUUGUUUGCCCUCACAAUGGAGUAUUCGUUUACAUGAAAUGAUUGUAUCUGGUGAAACGCUGGUCCACCUCUGUUCAAUACCUCUACCAAUUGUAUGUAAAGGUACAUGACGUGAUGACUUGGCUUUCUUUGUAAGUACCUGCAUUUUGUCUCAUUGUCCUGACAUCAUAUGAAUGAUCUUCUGAACUUUUUUUUACAGUGUCAUUAAUAAUGUAGCAAUUUUAUUCUAUGCAGUUAUAGAUACAUGGUUGAAGAUAAAGUGAGUGAGCACCAUGAAUAUGUAUUAGGUUAUUCUUAGAUCAUAUUGUAGCUUCUUGUUAAAAACUGAAGCGAAAUGGAAGCUUUAAGCCUGUUUCACACUGC
Messenger RNA from Bufo bufo (common toad), 3343 nucleotides. It is a transcript of the gene LARS2, whose product is annotated as leucyl-tRNA synthetase 2, mitochondrial. Lineage: Eukaryota; Metazoa; Chordata; Amphibia; Anura; Bufonidae. The transcript has 21 exons. Gene Ontology annotation, biological process: leucyl-tRNA aminoacylation; mitochondrial translation. Gene Ontology annotation, cellular component: mitochondrion. Bases 64 to 2772 code for a protein of 902 amino acids. The record is from RefSeq and is a predicted model, not a curated record. Gene Ontology annotation, molecular function: leucine-tRNA ligase activity; aminoacyl-tRNA deacylase activity; ATP binding.